Molecule: messenger RNA, 1842 nt
Organism: Hyla sarda
Lineage: Eukaryota; Metazoa; Chordata; Amphibia; Anura; Hylidae
Product: zinc finger protein 813-like
Exons: 5
Coding region: 35-1777 (580 amino acids)
Biological process (GO): regulation of DNA-templated transcription
Source: RefSeq, a predicted model, not a curated record
GUCAGGAGGACGGAGCAGGGCCCGGGGCCCCAUCAUGGAGCCUCCACUUCUCUCACUGAUACAUGAGGAGAAGAUCCUAGAACUCACCCACAGGAUCACAGAGCUGCUGACUAGAGAGGUUCCUAUAAGGUGUCAGGAUGUGGCGGUCUAUUUCUCCAUGGAGGAGUGGGAGUAUGUAGAAGGACACAAGGAUCUGUACCAGGACAUAGUCAUGAUGGAGGAUCACCGGCCCCUCACAUCACAAGAUGGAGUCAUUGAUAGAAAUCCAUCCGAGAGGUGUCCCCGUCCUCUGUAUUCCCAGGACUGUCCAGAGGGAAAUGUCCCAGAGGAGCAUCAGGGGGGAGAUCUGACUAUUAUUAAAGUGGAGGUUGAAGAAGAGUGGAUCGGGGGCCAUCACCCGUGUAUGAGGGAAGUGAAGGAGGAAAUUCCAGGAGGUGUUACCCCAGGAAAUCCCAGUAAGAAUUCUGAGGGAAACUUCAUGUUAUCCCUGAAUAAUAAAGGAGAUUUAGAGAUCAUGGAGCGCUCCUCAGGAGAAGAUGGAGAGAUCAUGAGGCGCUCCUCAGGAGAAGAUGGAGAGAUCAUGAGGCGCUCCUCAGGAGAAGAUGGAGAGAUCAUGAGGCGCUCCUCAGGAGAAGAUGGAGAGAUCAUGAGGCGCUCCUCAGGAGAAAACCUCCUUACCCUGAAAGUCCAUCCCGAUCUAUUAUAUAAUAAUCCCCCUGAUCAUGAGAAACCUUCUUCUCACCAACCACACAUUGUUACCACAAGGACAGAUCAAAAAGGAGGGAAAAGGAUUCAAUGUGAUGAAUGUGGGAAAUGGUUUACAAAAGGUUCAAGUCUUCUUACACACAAAAGAAUUCACACAGGAGAGAAGCCGUAUUCAUGUGCAGAAUGUGGGAAAGGUUUUACAAGUAAAACACAACGUGUUAUACAUGAGAGAAUUCACACAGGGGAGAAGCCAUAUGCAUGCGCAGAAUGUGGAAAAUGUUUUACACAAAAAUCAAGUCUUAUUAUGCAUGAGAGAGGUCACACAGGAGUGAAGCCUUAUUCAUGUUCGGAAUGUGAAAAAAGUUUUACAAGUAAAGCACAACUUGUUAUACAUGAGAGAAUUCACACAGGAGAGAAGCCAUAUUCAUGUUCAGAAUGUGGGAAAUGUUUUAAAAGAAAAUCCUAUCUUGUUGGGCAUGAGAGAAGUCACAGAGGGGAGAAUCCUUAUUCAUGUGCAGAAUGUGGGAAAUGUUUUAUACGAAAAUCACAUCUGGUUAGACAUGAGAGAAGUCACACAGGCGAGAAGCCCUAUGCAUGUACAGAAUGUGGGAAAUGUUUUAUACGGAAAUCACAUCUUGUUACACACGAGAGAAUUCACACUGGAGUCAAUACAUAUUCAUGUUCAGAAUGUGGAAAAAGUUUUGUAACUAAAUUAAAUCUUGUUACACAUGAGAAAAUUCACACAGGAGAGAAGCCGUAUUCAUGUUCAGGAUGUGGGAAAUGUUUUAUACGUAAAUCACAGCUUGUUUUACACGAGAGAAUUCACACAGGAGAGAAGCCGUAUUCCUGUUCCGAAUGUGGGAAAUGUUUCACAAGUAAAUCAAACCUUGCUAUACAUAAGAGAAGUCACACAGGCGAGAGACCGUAUUCAUGUUCAGAAUGUGGGAAAUGUUUUGCAAGUAAAACAAAUCUUGUCAUGCAUAUGAGAAGUCACGCAGGAGAGAAGCCGUAUUCACGUUUCAUAUCCAAAUCACAACUUUCCGAACAUGAGAAAAGUCACUUAGGAGACUGAUUGGUAAAAAUAUUUAAUCGUAAAAACAUAAUAUGGAGAAUGGAAUUAUAUUAAAUAACAGUAAA